AAGGAAUAAGAAUCGUAUCGAUCCAGAACUUCACGUUUUUCUCGACAGUUUGGAUUCUACACCGGAUGCAGAUAGAAAUUUGGCUUUGGAACACCCAGAAAACGACAGUCAAAGUACAUUUACAGGGGAGAAUGCACAAUUGGACGGGACAUCUGAGGUUAACAACGAACCUCCUCCUUGUCAGACUCGCCCCGUUUCAAACAGUGUUGUAUCAGGACAGACCAGAGAAGAAGAAGAAACUGAAGCAAUUUCAGAUUCUACACUGAAAAGUAAAUCGUUGGAAAUCGCUGCCCGGAUUAUUCAGGGCUUUUGGCGUCGUCAUAGACGGCGUAAGCUGGCCUCUGAAGCGGCAUUGCGUCGAUUGAUGGCCGAGGAACGAAGACGCAUGGAUGAAGAGUUCCGUCCACGAGGGAUGCCACUACGUGCAGUCCAGGCAAGACAAAAACAACUGAUCGGAAAGCGUGUGCUAGAGGAACACCGGAAAAAAAUUAAGGAAGUGAUCAGUAUGGACACAGAUGAAGAAAAACCUCAUGAAGAUGUAAUGGAUCAGCGCGUGAUCAACCUUGGUGAAGAGGAAUAUAAAGUGCUGAGCUCCGGACGGUCGACUAUGGAUGAAAUCAUUCAAGACUUGGGACGACUAGGGUCAGUGGACGAAUCGAAACGGGAGCGAGACUGCAUUGGUCAGUCUAGGUUAUAUCAGAUAGCCGGAGUGGACGAACGAGGAAGUUCAAAAUCCAAGGGUUGGUCAGAAAUGUUGUCCGAAAUUCACCGCGUAUUAUCAAAGGCUGAUGAAGUUGAAGAAUAUGAGGUUCAGAUGGCUAAACGUCCACCACGAAGGCAAUCUGACAUUGCCCCUUCCAAGGUGCUUUCCCAAAUUACUCCCGAUUUUCGACCGACAACUGUGGAUUCAACUGUCCAAGGAAUGAUGAAUCCUAAUCUAUNUCCUAAUCUAUUGUCAAAUCAAACGGGAUUACUGACCAAGAGAAAUUUGCGAGAGCACACCAGGUGGGUUUAUUUAUCUCAAUUUAUUUAA
Molecule: messenger RNA, 1033 nt
Organism: Echinostoma caproni
Lineage: Eukaryota; Metazoa; Platyhelminthes; Trematoda; Plagiorchiida; Echinostomatidae
Source: the annotation of a GenBank genome assembly